CUGAAGAAGCUCUUUUCCGGCUACAACAAGUGGUCUCGGCCCGUGGCCAACAUCUCGGACGUGGUCCUCGUCGGCUUCGGCCUGUCUAUCGCGCAGCUCAUUGACGUGGAUGAGAAGAACCAGAUGAUGACAACGAACGUGUGGGUGAAGCAGGAGUGGCACGAUUAUAAGCUGCGCUGGGACCCCGCAGACUACGACAAUGUGACCUCCAUCCGCAUCCCCUCAGAGCUCAUCUGGCGGCCAGACAUCGUCCUCUACAACAACGCGGACGGGGACUUCACGGUGACGCACCUGACGAAAGCCCACCUGUUCCACGACGGGCGGGUGCGCUGGGCGCCCCCGGCUAUCUACAAGAGCUCCUGCAGCAUCGACGUCACCUUCUUCCCCUUCGACCAGCAGAACUGCACCAUGAAGUUUGGGUCCUGGACCUACGACAAGGCCCGGAUCGACCUGGUGAGCCUGCAGGGCCACGUGGACCAGCUCGACUACUGGGAGAGCGGCGAGUGGGUGCUGGUGGCCGCCGUGGGCCGCUACAGCACCCGGAAGUACGCGUGCUGCGCCGAGGUCUACCCCGACAUCACCUACUCGUUCGUCAUCCGCCGCCUGCCCCUCUUCUACACCGUCAACCUGCUGGUGCCCUGCCUGCUCGUGUCCUGCCUCGCCGUGCUCGUCUUCUACCUGCCGUCCGACUGCGGCGAGAAGGUCACGCUCUGCAUCUCGGUGCUGCUCUCGCUCACCGUCUUCCUGCUGCUCAUCACCGAGAUCAUCCCGCCCACCUCGCUGGUAGUGCCGCUCGUCGGCGAGUACCUGCUCUUCACGCUGCUCUUCGUCACGCUCUCCAUCGUCAUCACCGUCUUCGUGCUCAACGUGCACCACCGCUCGCCGCGCACGCACCGCAUGCCCGCCUGGGUGCGCCGGGCCUUCCUGGAGGCAGCGCCCCGUCUGCUGGGCAUGCAGCGGCCGCCCGCGCCCCAUGGCCACCGCUGCCGGCGCCUCGAGGCCGGGCCCCCGGGGACCCGCACCCUGCCACCCGCUGCCCACCCGGAGGGGCCGCUGCACAGCUCGCCCUCGGAGGCCCAGGGGUCCGGCCCCCCACCCUCGCCCCACAGCACCCAGACCCCAGGGCUCGCCCAGACCCGGUCCCUGAGCGCCCAGCAGGUGUCCGGUCCAGGCAGAGCCCAGGAGGGCAGCGUGCGGGGCCGGUCUCAGAGCGUCCAGUACUACGUCCCCCGAGAUGACGCGUCCACCCAGGCCAGCGGACCCCUGGCCACACUCCUGUCUCCAGGCCGGCCCUCGCCAUGCAGAUGCCAGUGCAAGAAGGAGCCGGCAGCAGCGUCCCCGGAUGCCGCGCUCAAAGCCCAAGGCGCCCGAGAGCCCCCGUGUCACCCGGCCCUGUCGCCGGCCCUGAGCCGGGCUGUGGAGGGCGUCCAGUACAUCGCGGACCACCUGAGGGCCGAGGACGCGGACUUCUCGGUGAAGGAGGACUGGAAGUAUGUGGCCAUGGUCAUUGACCGCAUCUUCCUCUGGAUCUUCGUCAUUGUCUGCCUGCUGGGGACGGCCGGCCUCUUCCUGCCCCCCUGGCUGGCCGGCAUGAUCUAAGGACGGUCCGGGGAGCUGGGCGUGGUCACCACCGCAGGACAUCGUGGCUCAAGUCUGGACUCCCGGCUCUGCAGGGUCACACCAUCUGCUGAAUUACCCCCCUCCAUCUGCUGUAUCUAUUUAAAUCAGCCUCCGGGUGCAGGAGCUGGUGCCGGCUCGGUGCCUGCCCAGGAGAGGGCAGCUGGGCUGGGGAAGGACAGCG
Molecule: messenger RNA, 1801 nt
Organism: Choloepus didactylus (southern two-toed sloth)
Lineage: Eukaryota; Metazoa; Chordata; Mammalia; Pilosa; Megalonychidae
Gene: CHRNA4
Product: cholinergic receptor nicotinic alpha 4 subunit
Exons: 5
Coding region: 124-1599 (491 amino acids)
Biological process (GO): nervous system process; signal transduction; monoatomic ion transmembrane transport
Cellular component (GO): postsynaptic membrane; neuron projection; synapse
Molecular function (GO): transmembrane signaling receptor activity; acetylcholine-gated monoatomic cation-selective channel activity
Source: RefSeq, a predicted model, not a curated record